AUGUGGCUGACACUGACAGUGUUGUUUUUAUGUAUCAAAAAAGUCAUCAAAACAUCAAAAACGUGUAUACCUUCUUUGGAUCACUUAAUUGGGGGUGGUUUACCUGCAGGUGCUAUUUUUGUUGUUGAGGAAGAUCUGUUGGGCAACUACAGCAGGAUACUCACCAAAUAUUAUCUUGCUGAAGGAAUUGUUUGUAAUCAUGCAUUAUUUAUAGCUUCGGCAGAUGAUGACCCACAAGAAAUAUUGAAGGAAUUACCACAGCCAUGUACAUCUCCACCAGAUAGUGAAAUAACAAAAAUCACUGAAAAUAUGGAUAAAAUGAAGAUAGCUUGGAGAUAUGAGGGUUUAAGUCAAGUGGAGUCUUCAUUUGGAAAUAAUACUUGCUUCGGACAUCAUUUUGAUUUAAGCAAACAUAUUGAUGUAGAUAAAAUAAAAAAUAAUGAUAUCUCAUAUUGUUAUGUGGAUUUCACUGAGAGUAAUGUUGAAGGUUUCAGGAACUGUCUCUACUCCAAUCUAUUAUUAAGAAUAAAGGAAAUUAUCAAAGAUUAUGAGAACAGCAAAAGCAAAGACAAAAAUAUCCUUAGAAUUUGUAUACAAUCCCUGGGGUCUCCAAUAUGGAUGUCGAUAGACUGUGAAGAAGCCAGCCUUGAUCAUUAUGGUCAAGACUUGAUAAAAUUCAUGUACUGCUUAAGAAUCUUGCUGAGAGAUAAGAAUGCAACUGCAUUUGUUACUGUCCCAUCACAUUUGUUUGAAGAUGAACACUUAAUGAAAAGGGUCCUGUAUUCUGUUGAUAAUUCUGUGAAAUUAGAAUCUUUCACGGGUUCAAGCAAAGAAACAAAUCCAGUAUACAAAGAUUAUCAUGGCCUGUUCCACAUAACGAAAUUGAGUGCAGUAUAUUGUAUGGUUCCAUAUGUACCACCAAGUCUAGACCUAGCUUUUAAAUUGAAAAGAAAGAAGUUUGUUAUUGAAAAACUACAUUUACCACCAGAACUACAAGAAAGCAGUGAAAGGGAGCAAGACGAUAUUACAUCAACGGCAUAUGCGUGUGGCGGUUUUAAAAAGAAAGACAUAGAUUUUUAA
This is a messenger RNA of Chilo suppressalis (striped riceborer), 1080 nucleotides long. The record is from the annotation of a GenBank genome assembly. Lineage: Eukaryota; Metazoa; Arthropoda; Insecta; Lepidoptera; Crambidae.